AUGUCGGGCAAUCGCAGAAUAGUGGCAACCGAAAACCGAGAAGUCAUUCAAGAAUUAAGAGAAAUUAAAAGCGACCUUAAAGAAGGAAAAUUUAAAAUAAUUAGCAGGAACACCGAAAUUAAAGACCCGCACCCUGCCGUAAUAAUCUCAAAUGACAUCCAAAACCUAAAAAGCAAUCGCAUUACCGUAGUUCCUUUUACUCAUACUCUCAAACCUUUUUAUGAAAGUUGGGAAGUUCACUCUAAUUUCAAUAAUCAAAAAGGGAAAAUCAUGUGCGACCAAGUGAAAAAUAUUGACAAAAACAGAAUAAUAAAGCAUCUGGGAACCCUUGACCCAAAAACAUUAAAAGAAGCAGAAAGGAAAAUUUUGGAUGGUCUAGAAUUAAUUAACUCUCUUGCCAACGAACAAUUACUUAUGGAAUUAAAUAUCCAAGAAUACAUUAAUGGAUUAGUCAAUAAAUCAAGAGUUUUUUAUUUAGAUUUAAACAAUGACCCUAAACAAACUAAACAAUUAGAGGGAGAAAUCACCGAUUUAAAAGAUUUCAGUAAUUUAAAAGGAAUAAAUGCUUCUAAUAAUGAUUUUACUAAUCUGAACUUUUUAGAUACUUUACCAAAUAAAGACAAAUUAGUCUCUUUAAACUUAUUUGGCAAUCAAAUUAAGGAAAUAGACUUUGCCGAAUUAUUUACCAAAUUUCUUAAAUUAGAGAAAACUAAACCCACUCCCGAGGAGAUUACCCGCAAAAAAGAAUAUGUUCGCUUCUUAAAUACCCAAAUCUAUAAACUAACUAGCAAGCAGAAAUUUCUUAAUAAACAAUUAGAUAAAUUAGCCGUCCAAUUAAAGGAUUAUCAUAAAGAAAAAAACGGAAAAGUGAUUAAAAGAGAAUUAAUUAUGUAUUUUAUGGUUAGUUUACCCAAAACUAAACUAUAUGCAGCACCAUACAAUACAAAAACUAAAACACAAACUAAACCAGGACAAACCCGACUGCUGCUUCACGGGCAUGGAACUCCUUCUGCUCCGCAGUCUCUUUCCCCGUCAGGAUUACAUAGUCAAAAAAAGAAUUAUGAUUACUUGUGCUUUACCGGUCAGACUGAUUGA
Diversispora eburnea is the source of this 1095-nucleotide messenger RNA. Lineage: Eukaryota; Fungi; Glomeromycota; Glomeromycetes; Diversisporales; Diversisporaceae. The record is from the annotation of a GenBank genome assembly.